AAUGUAAAACAGAUUAAACAAAGAACUUAAAGACUUGACUAUUGAUAGCCCUCUUUCUUGGGUAAAAAUAAUACCAGAUCCUAAUUGUAGAUUAUUGUAAAGAUUUAAAAUAUAAAUAUUAGAUGGAAUGCAAUAAUUGUAGGACCAGAAGGCACUCCUUAUCAAGGAGGAAAGUUUAAACUGUCUAUCAGUUUUCCAGAGAAUUAUCCAUUUUAGCCUCCCAACUUUUAAUUCUAAACUAAAAUAUUCCAUCCAAACAUUGAUUACGCAGGCUAUAUGUGCUAUCAUACGAUUGAAAGAUAUGUAAUUUGAUUCAAUCAGCUAAAGGAAUAAUGGAACCCAACAAAUACAGUCUAAUAUACAUUAGAAAAAAUCUAAAAUAUACUAAGAGAAGUCAUUAUUUAGGACACUCACAACUGGACAGCUAAGGAGAUGUACUUAGAAGACAAGAAUCAAUUUGAAGAGUAUGCUAGAAUUUAAACAAAGAAAUAUGCUACAUGA
Molecule: messenger RNA, 501 nt
Organism: Paramecium pentaurelia
Lineage: Eukaryota; Ciliophora; Oligohymenophorea; Peniculida; Parameciidae
Source: the annotation of a GenBank genome assembly